Messenger RNA from Pyrenophora tritici-repentis Pt-1C-BFP, 636 nucleotides. Its product is annotated as Oxidored domain containing protein. The record is from RefSeq and is a predicted model, not a curated record. NCBI's taxonomy places the organism in Eukaryota, Fungi, Ascomycota, Dothideomycetes, Pleosporales, Pleosporaceae. Gene Ontology annotation, cellular component: mitochondrion.
AUGCAGCAGCGGUUCAAAGGCUAUAUUGCACCCGAAGGUGAACAGGCCAGGCCACUUACUGGUUACUAUGAAGACAUGCUAAAGAAACCUCUCGCCGAAGUCCAGCCAUUAUCCCACACAACCCCAGAACCACCUCAAGAAGCGCCUAAGACGCAGAAGGAAGAGACAUUUGCCAAAGCACGUAUAAUCUUCGGUUCAACAACCGCUCUCGAGGAACGCAAACAAGAGAUUAUGAAGUCGUCCCAAAACGUUGCUGGUGUCCUCGUCCCUCCACGCCCAGAGGAACCAGACAACUGCUGCAUGUCUGGCUGCGUGAACUGUGUCUGGGAUAUGUACCGGGACGAGAUGGAAGAAUGGGCAGAGAAGAGCGCGCAGGCGAGAGCAGCAAUGCAAGCACAACGACAGGAGGGCAAGGGCACUGGAAGCAUGGUAGCGGGGGAAGGCAUGCCGAGUCAUGUUGCUACCAGUAUGGACGAUGACGGGGGUGGCAGCGAGACGAACUGGGACGGCGGUUUAGAGGACGUGGACAGAGACAAGCUGUUCGAGGAUGUACCCGUGGGCAUCCGAGAGUUUAUGAGAACCGAAAAGAAGUUGAAGCUGGCGCAGAAGCAAGCCGAGACCACCACUGCUGCGUGA